Molecule: messenger RNA, 1419 nt
Organism: Chanos chanos (milkfish)
Lineage: Eukaryota; Metazoa; Chordata; Actinopteri; Gonorynchiformes; Chanidae
Product: tripartite motif-containing protein 35-like
Exons: 6
Coding region: 1-1419 (472 amino acids)
Biological process (GO): protein ubiquitination
Molecular function (GO): zinc ion binding; ubiquitin-protein transferase activity; protein binding
Source: RefSeq, a predicted model, not a curated record
AUGGCUUCAGAAUCAGCACUGUCGGAAGAUGACUUCUGCUGUCCUGUGUGCUGUGACAUCUUCAGGGAUCCUGUUGUCCUGUCAUGUAGCCACAGUGUGUGUAAAGUCUGUCUGCAGAAGUUCUGGAAUAAAAAGGAUUCCAAGGAGUGUCCAGUUUGCCGUAGAAAAUCUUCAAAAGGUCAGCCUCCUAAUAACCUGGCUCUAAAGAACCUGUGUGAGACUUUCUUACAGGAGAGAAGUCAGAGAUCUUCAUCAGGGUGUGAGGAGUUCUGCAGUCUGCACAGUGAGAAACUCAAACUCUUCUGUCUGGAGGAUAAACAGCCGGUGUGUUUGGUGUGUCGAGAUUCAGAAAAACACAAACAACACAAAUUCUAUCCGAUAGAUGAAGCUGCACAGAAAUAUAGGGAGGAAACAAAAACUGCACUGAAACCCUUACAGGAAAAACUCAAGAUCUUUGAAAACAUCAAAUUAACCUGUGAUAAAACAGCAGAACACAUCAAGAACCAGGCCCAGAACACAGAGAAACAGAUUAGGGAAGAAUUUGAGAAACUUCAUCAGUUUCUACGAGAUGAAGAGACAGCCAGGAUAGCUGCACUGAGAGAGGAAGAGGAACAGAAGAGUCAGAUGAUGAAGGAGAAGAUUGAAGAGAUGAGUAGAGAGAUAUCAUCUCUCUCAGACAAGAUUAGAGUCAUAGAGGUGGCAUUAGGUACCAAAGACAUCUCGUUCCUGAAGGGCUUACAAACCACACUGAAAAGAGCUCAGUGCACACUGCAGAAUCCAGAGGUGAUUUCAGGAGCACUGAUCAAUGUGGCAAAGCACCUGGGCAACCUGAAGUUCAGAGUUUGGGAGAAGAUGCAGAAGAAUGUUCAGUACACUCCUGUGAUUCUGGAUCCCAACACUGCUGAACCAUGGCUCAUCCUGUCUGAGGAUUUGACCAGUGUGAGAUACAGUGAUGAAUAUCAUGAGAUUCCUGAUAAUCCAGAGAGAUUUAAUAAAUAUACAUGUGUGCUGGGCUCUGAGGGCUUUAAUUCAGGGACACACUGCUGGGAUGUUGAUGUUGGGGAGAGUACAAACUGGAUUCUAGGUGUGACCACAGAGUCAAACCAGAGGAAGGGUGAUUCGUUCUUUAACAGGGGUGUCUGGCGUGUCCGGAAUGUAAAUGGGAGAUACUGGUCACAGGCAUCGGUGGGUUCAUCUACUCCACUGACAGUGAACAAUAAACUCCAGAGGAUCAGAGUGGAACUGGACUGGAACAGAGGAAAACUCUCAUUUUCUGAUCCCCUAUAUAACACACACCUACACACCUUCACACACACUUUUACUGAGAGAAUGUUUCCAUUCUUCUAUAGUCACUGUAAACUCUCUCCUCUGAGGAUCUUACCAGUGAAGCAUUGUGUAUCAGUGAAACAGCUCAGUUAG